AUGAGCAUAAGAUGGCCAAGAGUGUUGACACCAACCUACCUCUCUCAGAUUAUAAGAACCCAGAAAAACCCAUUAAAAGCUCUACACAUUUUCAAUGAAGCCAAAUCUAGGUACCCCAAUUACUGCCACAAUGGUCCUGUUUAUGCCACCAUGAUUAGCAUCCUUGGAACAUCCGGGAGGCUCACUGAGAUGAGGGAUGUAAUUGAGCAGAUGAGAGAGGAUUCAUGUGAAUGCAAGGAUUCUGUUUUUGUGUCUGUUAUUAAGACCUAUGCCAAUGCCGGGCAGGUAGAUGAAGCAAUGUCUCUGUACAAGACAAUUCCUCAGUUUAACUGUGUGAAUUGGACAGAAUCCUUCAACACCAUGUUGCAGAUAAUGGUGAAUGAGAACCGACUUGAAAUGGCACACCGUCUCUUUGUUGAGAGCUCUUGUGGUUGGGAAGUGAGGUCUCGGGUUCGAGCAUUGAACUUGCUUAUGUAUGCUCUUUGUCGGAAGAGUCGAUCCGAUCUGGCACUGCAGUUAUUCCAAGAGAUGGAUUAUCAAAGUUGCUACCCUAAUAGGGACAGCUAUGCAAUUUUGAUGAGGGGAUUGUGCCAGGACAGGAGGUUGCAUGAGGCCACCCAUUUGUUGUAUUCAAUGUUUUGGAGGAUCUCACAGAAAGGUAAUGGUGAGGAUAUAGUGAUCUAUAGAAUUCUUUUGGAUGCUUUAUGUGAUGCUGGAAAACAUGAAGAAGCUGUGGAAAUUCUUGGUAAAAUUUUGAGGAAAGGGCUGAAGGCCCCGAAGCGAUGCUAUAACCACUCUGAACUUGGCCAGUUCAUGGAUGGCAAAGAUAUAGAAAGCGUUAAACGUGUGAUUCAUGAAGCUUUGAUCAAGGGCUCAGUUCCUAGUUUGACUAGUUACAAUGCCAUGGUUGUUGAUAUAUACAGUGAAGGUAAGAUAGAUGAGGCUGAUGAAGUCAUCAUGGAAAUGCAAGUCAAAGGCUUUAGACUAACACAUUGUAUCUUUGAGGCAAAAGUAGCUGCAUUGUGCAAGGUUAGUAAGGUCGAUGAAGCAAUCAAGGUAAUUGAGGAGGACAUGGUGAAAGUCAAUUGUCUACCAACUGCUAGAGUGUACAACACUCUCUUGAAUAACCUAUGCAAUGUUGGAAAUUCCACGGCUGUACUCAAUAGCUUGAACAAGAUGUCGAACAAGGUAGGUCAUGCAGGUGACAGAGAUACUUAUGGCAUCUUGCUGAAAAUGCUUUGUGCUGAAAGAAGGUAUCUUGAGGCAAGCCAACUUCUGGAGAAAAUGUCAAUUAAGUCGUACUGGCCUUGUACCAACAGUUACAAUUCUCUCAUUAAGGGUCUUUGCUCCUUAGGUAGGCAAUAUGAAGCAGUUAUGUGGUUAGAGGACAUGAUAAGCCAGGGAAAGCUUCCUGAAACUUCUGUCUGGAAUUCAUUGGCAUCUUUAUUUUGUAACUCGGAAAAGAUAAAAGUGUCCUCUGAGACAUUUAGUCGCCUAAGAAGUUUGUGA
Sphenostylis stenocarpa is the source of this 1509-nucleotide messenger RNA. The record is from the annotation of a GenBank genome assembly. NCBI's taxonomy places the organism in Eukaryota, Viridiplantae, Streptophyta, Magnoliopsida, Fabales, Fabaceae.